CGGCGACUUUCAGUUCAAUACACACGAUGAAUUUUCACAUUCACCACUCAAUUUUGUACCACUACUACUACGCGAAAUACUAUCCUCAUUCACCAGUUUACGUGGUAUAACAUAAAAUUGCAUUAUUCCUUAAUCUUCUCACUGAGAGUUAAGUCUUGCAUAAGUAAAGAGAGAAAUUAGUGGAACGAGACUCGAAUGAAUUGUGUUAUUUUGUGUGUUUCGAAACAAUACGCGAAUCUCAAGAUAUGUUCUGAAGAUAUUAUAACUGGGUCAGGAUAUUUUUAAGAAAUAUGUCACUAAAGAAAGAAUCUCUGUCCGACGUACAAUUACAUUUAGCAGCCCUCAACGGAGAUCUACCCUUAUUAAGAAGAAUAUUGGAUAGUGGGAAAGUCCAUGUGGACUCUAAAGAUAAGGAUGGAACCACUCCUUUAAUAUUAGCAGCGGCGAAUGGACACUACGAAUGUGUACAGGAAUUGAUAGAGCAAGGAGCAGAUCCAAGGGCUAAAAGAAUAACAGGUACAACACCUUUGUUCUUUGCAUCACAAGGAGGAUUUCUGGAUAUUGUUCAGUAUUUGCUAGCUAGAGGAGCCCCUGUGGAUUCAUUAAGUGUAGAUGGAGGAAGUGCUUUAUUUGUGGCUUGUCAAUGUGGACACAUAGACGUUGUGAAGGAAUUAAUUAAACAUGGUGCCCAAGUAAAUACUCACAUGAAGGAUAAAGCAAGUCCGCUUUUUAUAGCUGCCCAAAAUGGCCAUUACAAAAUUUUGUUAUAUUUAUUAGCACAAGGAGCAGAAACGGAUUCUCGAAGAACGGACGGAGCGACUGCAUUGUGGAUAGCCGCACAAAUGGGUCAUGAUCACAUAGUGGCACAACUUUUAAGGGUGGGAUCUAAGGUAGACGCAGCUAGACAUGACGGAGCAACACCUCUUUUCAAGGCGUCUCAUAAAGGACAUUCUGCAGUAGUGGGAGAACUAUUAAAAUACAAGCCUUCAUUGGGAAUUCUUCCAAAUGGAGAGACAGCCUUACACGCAGCGGCCUUUUCCGGAAGUCUUCCAGUCUGCAAGCAAUUGAUGGCUGCUGGAGCAAAUCCGUGCAUGAAAAACCAAGAACAUAACACACCUGCAGAUAUUGCCAAGAAGCACAGGCAUACCUCCGUUUACGAAUAUCUAAAAGCAUGUGAAACCCGUGGCCAAACAAAAUAAAAAGAUCGAUAAUUUGUAUAAUAUGGUUUUAAGUAAUUACUGUAUUAACAAAAUGGGUGUUACAAUUGGGAAAUGUGAGCUCGAAUUUCUAAUUUUGUUGAAUAAAAAUUACAUAAAAAUAUGUAAAACGGCUAGAAAAGAAAACUGCAAAAUUGAAUUUGAAAUUUAAAUUACUGAUCUGUUAAUAUCUAAAUGCCGAUUAAAGUUAAAAUAUCGGAGGUUAUUAGUAAGAGAGCGAUUGGGUUGUAAUUUGUAUUGUCAUAUUUGUAUUGUCAUAUGCCAUAAGAUCAUAUGGCUCAAGUGAGCUCAUUGAAAUUAAUUACUAUAACUAAAAUUAGUGUGAAUUCCCAUUCUUGUCUGUCAUUCCAAUCUCCAGCCUGAAGAUUCCUCUCCCACGCCUUCUAACCAUGUCUGUUUUGGUCUUCCUCUUUUCCUUCUUUCAACCGGAACAUACUUUAUUAUUUGCUUAAGAAGUCGUAUAUCGUAUAUUCUUUGGACAUGGUCAUAUUAAAUAAGUUAUCUGCCUUAAAUUUCUUCUAUAAUAGUUCUUGAGUUUCAUAUUUUGUCCUAUUCGGUUGUUGUCUAUAUUUUCCAGUCUUGAUUUUCUGGCAGAUCUGAGCCCUGUACAUUUCUAAACACAAUAAGCGCCGUUCUAAGAUUUGUUUAGCUACCAUUCUUCGCAUACAUACAGUACGAUACUUUUGAAGAUUAAUUUACACAGGUUUUUUUAUUUCGCAGAAAGAGAGGAAAUGCUAUUCUUUAAGUCCUAAUUUUGGCUUGUGUAUAAAAGAAAAUAAAUAACUGUCAUAUAUUAAAUUUUGUUCAUACACUGAUAUGAUAUAUUCAGUCACAUGUUAUAAAGAAAAAUUAACGCAGAAAAUCCAGGUUUGAGUGCAAUUCCGGCAUAUUUAUAAUGGGUAUAUGUACUAUAUAUUUACCUUUUGUAACACCUAAAAUUAGUUAAAAUUAAAAUAGCUAAAAGCAAUGUAUUCAAGACUUAGUUACUGUGCCUUUAAAACUAUUAGACUACUUCUGUAAGUAUUAUUGCAUUGGUGUCAGUUUAAAAUGUUUAUAUUUUCAAGUUUUUAAAAACUAAAAUAGGUGGUUAAUUAAAACAACAUAUUUAUUUCCAGAGAACAUAACAAGGGCAAUAUAGUACAAAAUUCUCUACUUUUUUCUUUUUAAUUAUCUCUAUCCACUGUGAAAGGUUCUUAACAAAGAAGUUCUUUUAUGUAGUUCAAAUACGUUAACACAACAUAAAAUAACAUUCAUAGUAAAGAUAUGACUAUAAAGACUAGUAAAUACUAUGACUAAGAUUUCAAAGAGUUGAUAUAGGUACGCGCGCACUUGAGCUCGGUUAAUGUAUUUACAUAUUUCGUGACAUGUAGAUCCAUAAAUUAUGGUUGUUAGUUUUUGGAGGAAGAAGAACAACAAAAUAUGCUUAGAGAAUGAAAGAAUGAUAAAUGGGUGCAUCAAAUUUGCGAAAAGGGAAACACGGAAUGUGAAUUUGCUACUUUAUUUCCUGAUGUAAUCAAUCAUCAUUUUUGUAAAGUGCACACUGAGUUAUUUGAAUACACAAAGACAUUAAAUUGCCGAUGAUUGUGGUGUGUUCCAUUACCGGCCGGUUCGGACAAGUGUGCGCGUACCUUAAUGGAUAUAGAGGAGGGAGCUGAUUGGCAAUGCUGGUCCAGAGUCAAUUAUUAAAAAAGCAAUUUCUAGAAAAUUUUGUGAAUAAUAUGAAUAUAUUAAUUUCUGCUACAUUUAUAAUUAACAACCUAGGACCAUUAAUGCCGGACAAAAAAUUCGCACAAAUUAUUCCUGGACAAAAAAUCCCCAGGUAAAAAAUUCCCACAAAUAAUCCCCCACAAAUAAUCUCCACAAAAAAUCCCCAGACAAAAAAUCAUCAGACAAAUAAUCCCCGGACAAAAAAUCCCUACAAAAACUUCCGGUCAAAUAUUUCCCCCAUUUUUUUUUUGAUAAAAUAUCCCCACAAUUUUUUCUGGACAAAAAAUUCCCAAACAAAAAAUUUCCACAAAAAAUCGACGAGAAAUAUUUGCUGCCGAAUAGUUCUCAAAGUUUUUCCGUGAAGCAAUCGACGCAGAUAUUUUCUAGCCUCAGUGCAUGAGAGUAUAUUAGCAAUAGCAAUCGCCAUGAAACCGCUUUUUGGCACAAAAAUAAUGAUGAUAAUGGUUUUUGAUAUAGCUUUUGAAAGCUGACAUAGCUUUUAAAGCAGGUUUUUGAACUGUUGCUUCUGUUUGCAUUGAAUUGAAACUGUUAACUAAAUAUUUUAUACCUAAAAUUUACAAAAAAGGAACAGGUUUUUUUGCAUUACAAUCAAAAUUAUCGUUUUCAGGACCAGUAGUUAUCAUUACCAAUAGGCAAUAUUUUGAACAUAGUUAUUCAAAACAGAGUGAGAAAAAUUAUAGAAAAAAAGAAAGCGAAUAAUAACGACGUGAUUCCCACAGCCUUAGCUCAUUCCACAUAUUUUCCUCGAUUUUUGAAAAAACUCACUCUUUUGUCAUGUAAAAUUUGAAGUUUUCGGCAUGAAUCCGUACUGAGGAAAACCAGUUGGAAUAUGAAAUUUGAAUUCGAAAUUUGGUAAUCGAAAUUACAAUUCAUGCUUAAUCGUACUUGCUAAGCAUUAUUUUCGUGCCGAAAAGUGGUUUCAUGACGAUUGCUUUACCUACUCUCAUACACUGAGACUGAAAAACAUUUGCGUCGAUUGCGUUCACGGGAAAAUUUUUGAGAACUAUUCGGCAGCAAAUAUUUUUUGGGGAUUUUUUGUCCGGAGACUUUUUGUCCAGAAAAAUUUCUGGGGAUUUUUUGUCCGGAAUUUUUUGUGGAGAUAUUUCGUCCAAAAAAAUUGUGGGGAUUAUUUGACCGGCUUUUUUGUGGAGAUUUUUUGUCCGGAUAUUUUUAUGGGGAUUUUUGUCGAGGAAUAAUUUGUGGGGAUUUUUUGUCCCGGAUUAUUUGUGCAGGGAUUACUUGUCCGUACACAAUAAUUAAUUAUCUAUAUAAGUAUAUUAAACUGGCACCGUAACGAAUGUGAAUCUCUAAUGUACAACAAACACUGUAUUGUAUAAACAAUCACGUCUUCGUAUUUAUAGCUCAAUAUUUAACGUGUCAAUUUUCAGUAUUAGUGCAUUUCAUUAUUUGUUAUAUUAGCUUUUGAUACAAUACUUAUAUAUUAAGAAAAAAUGUUAAACCGUUGUUGUGAGUUGUUUUUAAACAUGCUUUCCUGCCAAAAAUAAUAUACAAUAUAAUGGGAUUUAAGAUGUUGAACCUUUGUCGAGCGGCAUAAUUUUACACCGUUAACAGACGGCAUAGGUACAAUUGUACCUGUUGUAUAUUUUCUUAAAAAUUCGUUAAUGUAAAGGGAAAUAUAUGUUAAUUUUUAGAUAAUAUUAUUUAUUACUAGCAUAACUGGUAAAAAAUUGUUGAAUAUUGCAAUAAAUAAGUCAUAGUAUUCGGUAAUUUGUUCUUGUACGGAUUUAUAAACAAAGAUUAGAAGCAGCUAUGACGUGACCGCUCUUAUCUAUCGUAAAUUAUUGAAAUUACUACAGCACUAAUCUUGAAAAUAGUGGUCGUAAACAAAUUCUAGGAAGAAUAGCAUUGUAUUGUAUUUCAAUUGGAAAAAUAUAUCUCAUCCCUAUUUAGUUGUUUGGUAUUUGUCAAUACGUGUAUACCUAAAAAUUAUCAUGAAUAUUAGUGAUUAUAUAUCUAGUUUACCGAAAUGGCAACAAAAGAGGUGUACACCGAAAUAACAAAGAAAACUUGUGCGAGGUGUGGAUUAUGGAAUAUCUGUCACUAAUACACGCAGCAAUGUCUUGUAAUCCUUUCAAGACCAUGCUAAGAUUUAUAUGAUUUGACAACGAAAAUACCUGCGAAGAACGCAAAAAAAAACGAUAAAGCUGCACUCAUAAGAGAUAUAUGAAUGCUGAAUAAAAAUUUGCAACAAGGCUCCAAAACAUCCCAAUGCAUAACCACCGACUAACAAUUGUUUCCAUUUAGAGUCCGUACAAAUUUUACACAAUACCUUCCAAACUCGCUAAAUACGGGAUCAAAGUAUUUUUGGCUUGUGAUGCAUCAAACGCAAAUCUCGUACAAGAUCAUCUUUUUAUUGGAAAAACAGCAAAUGGUUUCCGACAAGUUAACGUUAGAGAACACACAGUUUUGGAUCUGGUCACGUCUUAUGAAGGUUAUGGGCAGAAUGUUACCACAAAUAACUUUUUUACCAGUUUUGAAUUCGCUAAAUUGUUGGAGUUAGAAAAUGGAGAAAGAGCUGGUUUUUCCACUUUCGCAUACAAUGAUGAUGCUACUGUAUGCUCUUAUAUGUGCCAAAGGAGAACAAAGCACUAGUGUUACUCUCGUCCAUGCAUAUGACAGGAAAAGUAGAAGACAGUGAAGUAGCGAAGCCGGAAAUAAUUCAUUAUUACAAUAAAUCCAAAGCGGGAUGGAUAACAUGGAUAAAAUGUUGGGUGAGUAUUUAACCGUAUACUCAACCAGCAUUUUAUAUCGAAUAUUGCGUUGGACCUUGGAUUUUUUUUAUAAUAUGAUUGACGUAACUGGCUUAGCAUGCUACAUUAUACAUCGAGAGCAUAAUCCAUUACAAAAAACAAAAGACUAAGCAGGAAAUAUUUGAAGGAUCAUUCUAAAAAUAUUUGGUUGCCUUCAUUUCAAUCUCAAAGUAAAAACCGGAUGAUGAUGAAGAGUCAUUUUCUUCGUAGUGUUGUAGAAAGAAAUGGUCCUAGGUCGAAACAGAAUAUGUAUUUGCUGUAGAUACUCCUCAAGUAUCUCACAACAUUCGUGAAUCUACUCCAGUAACCGGAAGUUGUCAUUUUUGUUGAAACGAACGGAAAAACAGCGUAAAACGAGAAAUACUUGUGUAGUAUGUUUUCUACCUGUGUGUGACGAACAUUCUUUGUCUAAAUCGGUGGUUCCCAAAGUGGUCCAGGUGGACCUCCAGGGGUCCACGAGGGACUCAACGGGGGUCUACGUUGGCGUGAAAUAAAAAUGGGGGUGCACAAGUUGUAAUUGGGGGUCCACGAACACUUUAUAGUGAUUUGGUAUUUAUUUAAACAAAUUUGCAUUUUUUUAUCGUAAAAUAUCAAUGGGAAAAAAUAAUGUUUUAAUAGUAGGGACUUAAAAAUAGCAUUAAAAUAUAUUAUAACAAGUUAUUUGGAUUAAAAAGUUUAUUUUUAGAUUAUAUAACAAGUUUUUGAUGAAAUUUAGGUGUAGAAAACUUUAAAAUGCCGUUUUUUACAUUCUCCUCCAUUCCCAAAAUACAUGUCUUUCGAUUUGACUGAAAAUUUGCCCACAGAUAACCAAAACACAGGACUUUAAAUGUUAAAAGAAUUUGUAUAGUUUUACAAAACAACAGAAAUACGUGGAAUAAUUAAAGUGUCAAAAAUAUAGGCGGCUGCUGUAAUUAGGUACAAUUAACUCGGAAAAUAUCGGCCCUAUGAAAAUAAUGGUUAAAAAAAUUGUAGUAAUUAUUGUAAAGACGAUUUAUUUGGAACAAUUUUAAUUUCUACCAUUUUUGUCGAAAAGUUACCUCAUACGUACUACCUGAAAUAUUGAUUUUAGCAAAAAAUGAAAAAAAUCAAAAUUGUAUAAAAUUUAAUUCUUUCCACUUUUGUAUAAGUAUAUUUUUGUUCUAAAACUAAUAAUAAACGAGAUAAUUCAAUAAUUCUGCUUUAACUGUCACUAUUUUUGCGCCAUAACUCGGAAAAUAUCGACGGCACAAAAAAUUUAUAAUAAAAGAAAUUAUUGAAACCAUAUUUUUAACAAUUUCCGUCAAAACAGAAUAGAAUCUUGCUGGGGUAGCUCGACAUGCAAGAUCAAAUGCUAACCCGACUGGACUAUAUAAUUUGGACUCAGAUAUUAUUGCAUGUAACUUUUCUUAUAUUGUAAAACUACACAAAUUCUUUUAACCACUUAAAGUCCUGUGUUUUGGCUAUCUGUGGGCAAAUUAUUAGCCAAAUAGAAGAACAUGUAUUUUGGGAAUGGGGGUAAAUGUAAAAACAGUAUUUUAAUGUUUUCUACACUAAAAUUUGAUCAAAAACAUCUUAAAUCAAAAAACUUAUUAUAAUGCCUAAUAAUCACAUUUUUGAGUCCCUUCUAUUAAAACAUUAUUUGUUCCAUUGAUACUUUAUGAUAAAAAAUGCAAAUUCGUUUAAAUAAAUUCCAAAUCACUCCGCCACUGCCACGAUGAGUAGAAUUCUAUUUUGCUGCAAAUUGCUUGCAUAUGCAAUUCUACUGAUUGUGAUUCCACAAUCCUGUGCUUACAAUGUGUAAGUCCUGUGCUUGUUACGUACAGCAUGCCUUGAUGAAGAUAUUCAGACAUACGUUCAACAUUUAAAUGCGCUGAUGACUUCAAAAACAGAUUUGAAGAUAUUUUGAUGAUGGAAAUACCACCACGGGUCAUAAAUCCAUUUGAUGAAACGGAAGUGGUGGAUGUGGUAUUACAAGAGGAACUACUAGAGCUCAGCACCAAUGAAGAGCUGAAGGUGCAAUUUAAAAAAGGCUAUCAAACAUUCUGUCUGCAGGCAGAAAUACCUGAAAAAUAUCCUGGGCUUUGGGAAAUUGCGAGAAAAUUUUUCAUAGCGUUUCCCUCGUCAUACCUUGUCGAAAAAAGGUUUAGUGUAGUUACAAACCUAUUGACAAAAAAAAAGGAACACCAACAAAAGGAAUCCUAACAAAACUAAAGCCAAAUAUUGAUAAUUUGCUGUCAAUCAAUCAAGUACAUCCCUCCCAUUAAAAUUAUUGGGAUUUUUUUUAUUGUUGAUCUGCAUAUUUAAAGUUACGUAACGUUAUUAGUGUUUUAUUUUAAUUCUUUUAAGUCUGAUAUCAUUAUCAUUUUAAUAAAUAGAUCGUAAGAAAAUAUACCUACUAUUUUUUCUUUAUUUUUAUCACUCCGAAUUUAGCACUAUUUUCGAAGACGGAGAACAGGAGUUAGCGAUGUAAUUUCCCGAAUUGCCACCCUGAAAUGCAACUGGGUCGGACACGUCGCCCGAAUCAGUGAUGCGAGGUGGACGAAGAGAUUACUUGAGUGGAGGCCGAGAUUAGAAAAAAAAAGUAGAGGAAGACCACCUACUCAUUGGACUGACGAUCUCAAGAAAAUGUCAAGAAAUUGGAUGCAAAGUGCUCAAAAUAGAGCAAAAAGGACAAAAAUGAGGGAGGCCUAUGUCCAGCAGUGGACGCAAAGAGCUGGGUGAUGAUGAAUGAUGAUGAUUUUAGGGUUGGAGCUCACCCGCGACGCCAAUUUCCAUCGUUAUAUCUUCAAAUUUGGAAUGAGUUUUGGGAACAUGGUAAAAAUGUAGCAGCAGGGGGUCCACCGAAACCAGUAAAUUUUUAAAGGGGUCUACGAGAAAAAAUAGUUUGGGAACCUCUGGUCUAAAUGAUAUGUGAUGCGAAAAUCCACAAUAACAUUCAUUUUAGUAUUUUGAUUCAAAUAAGCUUAUCAUUUAAAUACAAAAUAUAUGGUUUUUUAAAGUUACUUAUUUAAAAAAAUGUACAAGGUACAAAUGCACCUAUGCCGUCGUUUAUGGGGGUAGGAAAUAUUUCAGCCUCCUUCUGUGAACUGAAUAAGGAUUUUUUUUGUUAUAUUUAGCUCACAUAAUCUACUGGAUAAAUGUAGAGAUGUCACAAAAGUUCAAGUCUCUACCUAUUUGAAAAAAAGGUUAUCACAAUUUGAAAACUCAAAAGUUACAAUUGUACCUAUGCCGCCCGAUGAAGGUUAAAAAAUAUUAAUACAAAAUUCACAUUUCUAGGAAAUAACUUUCAUUUAAUUGUUUAUUAAAUAACAGUAUAAUGUUGCCUAUUUAAUAUCACUGUUAUAAGUAACAUGAAACAAUAAUCUGUACCUAUUUUCUUUGCUUUUACAUUUACAGGAUAAUCGUCAAUACGAUAUGUUUCGUGUAUCUUAAUCCAAUUACUACAAUAGCCAUGCUAUUGCUAUAUUUUUCCAAAGUUAGUUGUUUUUCAUGAUCGUACCUAAUCCAUGCCUUUUUCAAGAUAAUCAAUGCAUUGUACCUGAAUAAUUGUUUUCAUGAAUAUUAUUUAAUACUGUACAUUUAAUCUAAUUAAAUAUAAUUUUAAAAAUGAUUACAAGAUAAAAUCGAGACUGUAUCAAUGAUUCAAGAGUGAAGAAAAAACUAAUAAAGAAUCUGCAAAAAGUUAUUAUAGGGACACCUAAACUGUGACCUGAGAGAUCGAAAAUGAAACACCCAUUAAAGAUCAAAUCAUUUUUAUAUAUCGUUGAUUGGGAAGAAUAGUAUGAUAUUUCAAAAACAUUAGGUUUACAGAAAAGGCAAUUAAAGAUUGAGAUGGGUUAUGAGAUCGGAUUACUUAAGCAAUACAAUAUUAAAUAUCCUUUUUAUCAGAAUAGUUAAAACUUACAGUAUUAACUGACAAUAUGGGUUUUACAUCCAAUCCAUAUACCACCCCCAACUCAUAUUUUUCAUCCCCAUUUUGAGUUAUAAUACUUUUCUCUAUAAAAAUGUUGUACUAUUUCACAAAUAUCAGGUUAUUAGGGACAAUAAAACGGAACAGUUUAAAUGUUUUAUUAUAGUUUAAACAACAAUUAAUGAAAAAAAUCGCAGUUAUAGUACAAUACCAAUAUAAAAAAAUAAAAAAUUUGGGCCCCCAUUAAAAAAGUGAAAGUUUCUACAAGUUAGCGUAAAAAUCCCUAUAGUAUUGUGGCAUAACCGCUACAUUUUUUUUCAAGAAGAGAGAGCAGGCCAGCUUUCUUUUUUCACUCAUUCCCACUUUUUUCUUGUAAGCUUGUUUUAGAGUAAUGUCACGUGCUGAUGGAAGUCGUCGUUUGCUUUGAAGACUCAUCAGAGGAUGAUGAACACGUACUGGAAGAAUAAUUUGGGUCGCCCGAGGUGUUAUCAAAGACUGAAAUACUAGAAGACCUGGUUGAUAUGGAAGACGAAGAGCUGCUACUGUCCUUUUCACGCUCCCUACUGAUUGUAAACGUUGGUCCUAUUUCAUCUUCAGUACCUGUGGUUUCGUCGAUAGUAGGACUUUUUUGGUUUUCUUUGUUUUCAAAAUCAACAGCCAUAUGAAAAUAUUGCCAACUAUAUGUAGUUGGACUUUUUGGUUUUCUUUGUUUUCAAAAUCAACAGUCAUAUAAAAAUAUUGUCCCUAUUGUUUUUCAGCUAAGAGAGAAGCAAUUUUAGACCUUUCAUUUAUAAAAGUAGUUUCUUGUAACUAGAACUUCUUUCUUGCUUCUAGAACAAAAUACAUAUUAGCUAUUAGGUCCAUAAAAAUUGUGCAAUCAACGCACAUAUUUAUUAACUCUUUUCUGUACACUGGAUGGAAAUUUAAACCACUUACUAAGCUAUUUUUAUCAAUUUACACCUACGCGAGAGGUUUGUAUUAGGUACUUAUUUUCUCUGUUCCUAUGAAGUAAUGUUAUCUUUAAUUGAUGAAAUUCCCACAGUUUAGAUUUCGGCUUACACUCGAAUGUUUAUCAGUUUGUUGUUUCUUGAAAAAUGAAGUCAUUUAACACGGGCAAUCGAAUAAAUCUAUGAAAAAUCUCGUGCUGCAAAGAGUUUUAGAAGAAACGAAAAUCCUAGUUUAAGUAUCUAGUAAGAAAAAAAAUAUUUUAAGGAAUAGAAUAAUAAAACCAAAUAAUUUCUUGGAUUUGAGUUAAAUUAUGUCGAAGAUAAUGUUAACUAAAAAUAUCACGUUAUACUUAGGGCAAAAUUAUAUUCAGAGGUGUACUUAUUUUAUUCAAAAGUAUCAUAUUAUUUGUAAUCAUCAUACUGACCAAAAUUAUAAUAAAAAUAAAUGCUUACUUGUUAAAGAAGAGUAUGAUAUUUUGAAAUAUAAUUCUCUUGCUCCAAAAAUAUUCACUAAUAAGAUGCAAGCAGUGUUAAUCUUUUGACUUAUAAUAGUAUUGAUUAAAUAAAAAUGACCUAAACUUAGCACGAACUGUAGACAACUGAGUUACCCGAGUCUUCUCCACAGCGGUUGUGUGGAAGUGGGACAUGCCAUAGUUGGUCAUAGAGCUCUCUAGUGCUUGUCGUUUAAACUGCACUUACAAUACUUUUCUCCAUGAUAGAUCUAUUCAUUCUGAGUAGUUUUUUGAUAUAAACUAAAAAUGAACGAUUUUUGACUUAUCAUACUAUUCUUCCCAAUCAACGAUAUUUUUUUCGCAAAUAAAUGGUCUUAUAUAUUACUUACGUCAAAUAAUCAAUAUUCCACAAUAAUUUUCUUACACUUUACCUGGUGGAGGAUAAAUGCAAGGAAUUAAAAGAGUUGAUUGAAAAACAUGAUACAUUUAAUAUGUUUAAAAAAGUUAAAGAAGUAGCUGGUCUUUAUCAUAAGAAAACUCUACACACUAUAACCGAUUCGUUGGGAAAAAUAAUAAAAUAGACGUACACAAAAUUCGAAUAACCUGGUAUAAUUAUAUAAAUGAACUGUAUUAUGAUGAUAGACCCGAAGAACUGGAGUCUUUAGAUGAAGGUGAAGGACCAGAAAUACUACAUGCUAUAAAAUUGGCAAAAGACAAGAAAGCCCUUGGUCCUGACAACAUACCGACAGAGAUGUUAAAGCUCAUUCAUGUGGAAAACAUUGGAAUACUGGUCAAACUUUUCAAUGAUGUUUAUUCGACUGGUGAUAUCCCCGAAGAUUGGUUAAAGUCAGGAUUCAUAACCGUCCCAAAAACAACGUCCUAAAAACUGUAGCGAUUAUAGAAUGAUAAGCCUUAGGAGCCACACUGAAAAUAUUUAUACGUAUUAUCCACAGUAGAAUCAGAGAUAAAUGUGAAGAAGACCAGGAUGAAACACAAUUUGGCUUCAGAAAUGGACUGGGAACCCUGGACGCACUCUUUGCACUAAAUGUAUUAUUGCAGAAAUGCCGAGAUCAAAGGAAAGACGUCUUUGCUGUAUUUAUUGACUAUGAGAAGGCCUUUGAUCGAGUACUACAUCACAAAUUAAUUACGAUAUUAAAGGAUAAAGGAGUUGAUAAUCGAGACGUAAAUGAUAGCUUGCGCAAAUGGAAAAUCAACAGAAACAUGUAAAAUUCAAAGAGGUGUCAGACAGGUUUGUAUACUGUCCCCACUGUUACUUAAUUUAUAUUCAAAUAGACUAUUUAAAGAAGCGAUGCAUAAUUUGGAAUGGGGCGUGACAGUUAAUGGAAUUCUGAUAAAAAGAAUCAUACAUGCAGAUGAUACAGUUAUUUUAAGUGAUGACAUGAAUGGAUUACAAUGCUUUUUAAAAGCGAUUGACAAAGUGGGAAAAGAGUUUGGCCUAAACGUAAACUGUUCAAAACAAAAUAUAUGGUGUUUAGCCGUUUAGCACAUUAAGAUUCACGGUUAUAUGUUGAUGGUCAAAUAAUUCAAAGAGACUCUAGUUUUGAAUAUCUUGGUUGCCAUAUUACUGAACAAUUAGAUCCAGAUAAAGAGAUAAAAUGUAGAAUCGAGACAUUCUUCUAUAAUGAUAAAUUGUAACUUCAACUUCGAAAGCGUAUGAUUAAAUGUUACAUUUGGUCAGUCCUCUUAUAUGGCGUCGAAGCAUGGACAUUAAAAAUAUCCACCAUUAAUCGUUUGGAAACCUUUGAAAUUUGGCUGCACAGAUGUACAUUAAAAAUACCAUGGACGGCUAUACUGACAAAUGUGGUAGUCCUUAAGAGAGCAAAUGCUACUCGCGAGCUGCUUGAUAAUAUCAAAUGUAGAAAGAUGGCCUAUUUUGGACACGUAGUAAGGGGAGACCGAUAUAGUAUUCUUCAACUUAUUAUGAUGGGUAAAAUAGAAGGACGCAGAGGAAUUGGUAGAAAGCAGGCCUCUUGGUUGAAGAAUAUCAGGGAGUGGACAGGUAUAAAGAAAGCAGAGCAACUAUUUAGAAUAGCUCGAGACAGAGACAGUUUCGCCAUGUUAAUCGCCAACUUCAAGGGGACUUAAUAGGGCACGUUAAGAAGAACACUUUACCCAUAAAGCAGGUCAAUGAAUAAAUUGUGGUCCCUCUCUACUUCACACUCCUCAAUUCUUCUAAGUUUGUCUCAUAUCCAAAGAAUGAAAGAUCAGGAGGUUUAGGUGAUCAGGAAGGAACGUAGCCUUGAGAGUCAUAAAGAAACCUAGUAGCAACUGUUAUUGUUUGAUGUCUCAUAUUAUCCUGUUGGGAAAAUGUAAUCCUGUCUAUAACCGGGAAUCAGAAUCGGCCGUUAUACACAGGUGGUCACUUUAUAGGAGUGGUCACUUUUAGAAGUUUUACUGUGUAUCAUAUAUCGAUAAGUACCUUUAUUUUAUUUUGUAAUCAGUUUCGACUUUCCAGAUUCUAUCCAGUUUUCUAGGUUAGGUAAUAUUUAUACAGUGAUGGGCGCGCUAAUAACCGGCAGAAUAAUGUCACUGUGACAGUGACAGUUUUAGUCGACAUACCUACUCAUCUGUCUGAUACGUCUAAAGAUGGGAAACAAUAAAUAGAAUGUAAAUUUAUAGGUUUCUCAUUUCUUUUUAUCUCACAACUUAAUAUGUUUUCCAUCUUUUGCGUUAUUUUGUCGGUUAUUAGCGCGCUCAUCACUGUAUACCUGUUUUAUUAGCAAGAAAUAAUAAUAUAAUAUACCAACUGUUCAUAAAAAGCCAAUGUCUUCCCCAAACAAUUUCCAAAUAAAAUGUAUUUUAAAAUAUAGUCUACACUUAAAUACAGUUAUAAAAAUAAUAACUAUGUAUCUUCAUUUAUAAACUUCAUAUUUAGUGAUGUCAACUUCCGCCUUAAAAUUUUGUUCCACGAUUAUUUAAAAUAUAUUAUGCAGUUUCGCGGUAAAGUUAAUUUGUAAAUUGUGGUGUAAAUAUUUGUUGUCUAUGACGUUAUUUAUUUGCGUGUGUUAUUGCUAUUUUAUUAUAUUAAUAAUUAUUAAAAAGAUUGUUGAUUUUG
Messenger RNA from Diabrotica virgifera virgifera (western corn rootworm), 14080 nucleotides. RefSeq names its product ankyrin repeat domain-containing protein 29. The record is from RefSeq and is a predicted model, not a curated record. NCBI's taxonomy places the organism in Eukaryota, Metazoa, Arthropoda, Insecta, Coleoptera, Chrysomelidae. Bases 291 to 1199 code for a protein of 302 amino acids. The transcript is spliced from 8 exons. Gene Ontology annotation, molecular function: protein binding.